Messenger RNA from Propithecus coquereli (Coquerel's sifaka), 1654 nucleotides. Its product is annotated as acyl-protein thioesterase 1-like. NCBI's taxonomy places the organism in Eukaryota, Metazoa, Chordata, Mammalia, Primates, Indriidae. The record is from RefSeq and is a predicted model, not a curated record. Gene Ontology annotation, molecular function: palmitoyl-(protein) hydrolase activity; carboxylic ester hydrolase activity. Bases 119 to 793 code for a protein of 224 amino acids. The transcript has a single exon. Gene Ontology annotation, cellular component: cytoplasm. Gene Ontology annotation, biological process: protein depalmitoylation.
GCGCGCGCCCGGUGGGGCAGGCCGGGACUCGCAGCUCGCACGCCCUUGGGCCGCGGCGGGCGACCGCUCUCCUUUCCGCUCCCUCAGUCUGCGGAGCCUUCGUGUGUGCGGCGACAUCAUGUCUGCUCCGCUGCCUGCCAUCGGGCCUGCCGCCCGGAAGGCCACUGCUGCGGUGAUUUUCCUUCAUGGUCUGAGGGAUACCGGGCAUGGAUGGGCAGAAGCCUUUGCAGGUAUCGGAAAUUCACAUGUCAAAUAUAUCUGCCCACAUGGGCCAGUUAGGCCUGUUACAUUAAAUAUGAACAUGGCUAUGCCUACUUGGUUUGAUAUUAUUGGGCUUUCACCAGAUUCACAGGAAGAUGAACCUGGAAUUAAACAUGCAACAGAAUGUAUAAAGGCUUUGAUAGAUCAAGAGGUGAAGAAUGGCAUUCCUUCUAACAGAAUUAUUUUGGGAGGAUUUUCUCAGGGAGGAGCUUUGUCUUUAUAUACCGCUCUUACCACCCAGCAGAAACUGGCAGGUGUCACUGCACUCAGCUGCUGGCUUCCACUUCGGGCUUCGUUUCAGGGUCCUAUCUGUGGCGCUAACAGAGAUAUUUCUAUUCUCCAGUGCCAUGGAGAUAGCGAUCCUUUAGUUGCCGUGAUGUUUGGUUCUCUUACUGCUGAAAAACUAAAAACAUUGGUAAAUCUAGUUAAUGUAACCUUUAAAACCUAUGAAGGCAUGAUGCACAAUUCACCUCAUCAGGAAAUGAUGGAUGUCAAGCAAUUCAUUGAUAAACUCCUACCUCCAAUGGAUUGACGUCACUAAGAGGCCUUGGUAGAAGUACACCAGCAUCAUUGUAAUAGAGUAUAAACCUUUUCCCGUGCCCACUCUCCAAACUUCUGAUGUUUGCAAUGUUAAACUGUUUUGCAAAUACACACCAGUGACACAGACUAAAUAAUGUCUCCUCAUGGGAAAUUUAUGAUCUUUUACGUUUCUAUACAUGUAUUCUUAUGAUCCAGAAUAUUACUAGUAUUAAGGUGAAGCAGCUAGCUUCUUUUUUCUCAAAUGUAAUUCAGCAAAAUAAAAAAUACUGCAACCAGAUUUUUUAUUACAUCAUUUGAAAACUACUAGUAUGCUUAAUGAAAAUUUGUUCAGGUAUGAACGAGCAGUUAAGAUAUAAAUGAUUUACGCAUGCUGUGACUUAGUCUAUGGAUUAAUUCCAAAAUUGCUUAGUCACCAUGCAGUGUCUGCAUUUUUAUGUGCGUAUUCCUGUUUACGUAAUGAUUGUAAAACACAGUAAGAAUGAGGUGGCAUUACAUUAUCCCUAAUAAUGGGGAUAAUGCUUUUUAAUGUCAAUAAAGAGUAAUAUGGCUCUCCUCAAUCAGUGGCCCUUUUAUUUUGGGACCAGGCUUUUCUUUUCCCUCAUACCAUUUUAUUUAAUAUUCUUUUCUACUCUCAAGAAAAAAAAAAUGUUCUUUCUUUCUUUAUUGUACUUCAUUGCAGACCAAAUAUUGCCUCCCAGCCAUAGACACCUACUGUCUAUACAUGCUAUAAUCUCACAUUCUGAAUCACAGACAUAAGGUAUUAAAAUCUAUACUUUAUAAAGAAACCAGACAUUACUUAAAACUUUCUGCACUACUUAUUUCAAAUAGCUAUACCUUAGUCCAAGUUUAAACC